This is a messenger RNA of Nymphaea colorata (pocket water lily), 1654 nucleotides long. RefSeq lists its product as uncharacterized. Bases 99 to 1403 code for a protein of 434 amino acids. The transcript has 3 exons. Gene Ontology annotation, cellular component: nucleus. The record is from RefSeq and is a predicted model, not a curated record. NCBI's taxonomy places the organism in Eukaryota, Viridiplantae, Streptophyta, Magnoliopsida, Nymphaeales, Nymphaeaceae.
UUCCCUUCCUUCCUGCUUUCUUUAUCCCGAACGUUCGUCAAAUUCCAGGGUUUCCGAUUGGAAUUCACCCGGAGGAGAGAAGCUUUGGUUUUCCGGCGAUGGCGAUCUCCGGCCAAGUGUUUGUCAGGUGCUUCGAUGGUCGAUCGCUCUGUCUGCAGAUUGACGGUCACGAUCUCAGCGGCCUCUCCUUGAGGCGAACGAUCCACGAAAAAACCCUAAUCCCUCCUUCUGUGCAACGCCUGGUCACCGGAACUCGAGAGAUCACGGAUGAGUUUCUGUUGGAACCAGACGGUUCUGGGCUUUUUCCUUCCGUCAACCUCUUAUUACGUCUCCGUGGCGGCAAGGGGGGGUUCGGUUCUCUUCUCCGAGGCGCCGCGACGAAGGCAGGGCAAAAGAAGACGAACAAUUUCGAUGCCUGUCGGGAUAUGAGCGGCCGCAGGCUGCGACACGUGAAUGCAGAGCGCAGAUUGGAGGAGUGGAAGGCGGAGGCCGAGGAACGGAAGCUUGAGAAGAUAGCGCAGGAGUUCCUGAAGAAACAGAUGAAGAAGGACAAGGGCAAACCCCUAGGAGAUAAGGCGGAGAAGUAUCUGGAGAGUUACAGGGCGCAGACGUCUAAGUCGGUCGAGGAAGUGCGGGCCGCGGUUCAAGAAUCGAUCGGCAAUCUCCGUGCGAACGGGAAGCGCAAGGGUUUGGAAAACGAAGGCCAAACGUCGAAGCGUUUGAAGGGCUUGUGGGUCCUGGAAGAAGAUGAAGAUGAUGAUGAAGAAGCUGAUGAGAAGUCUGUUGUUCUUGAUGAAGGGAAUGCUGAGUGCAAUGAAGCUGCUGAUCUGGAUGAUCGAGGCAGUCCUAUUUCUCUUUCUACAGCUUCUGGAUUAGGAACAGAUGGUGUCAGCGGCUCAAGUAGUCCUUGUACUGAAGGGGUGUCUUCAGAUUGUGAUUCAGCACAAAAUGUAUUAACUGAUUCAGCUGAUCAUGCGAUUCAUAGAACAAAUGAUUUUGUUGAGAAUGGAUCUUCCCAAGUCGCACCUAAUGAACAGGAACAUGGAGCAUCUUCUGAUGCUUCAGGAGAUGGGGACGCUAGUCCUGUUACUCCUGCUUCAUGUAGUUGUGAUCCUAUAGACAACGAAUGCCAGCAUGCACCUCUAACUUCUGAGGCUGCCCAUGAUAAUCUUUCCAAAGAAGUUGCUGUCAAGGAAAGUCAGUUCGAUGAGACACUCAACUUGGACAAAUUUCAAACAGCAAAAGAUUUGGAGAUCAUUGGGAUGGAGAGGUUAAAAUCAGAGCUGCAAGCGAGAGGAUUAAAGUGUGGGGGCACCCUGGAGCAGCGUGCUGAGAGGCUCUUUCUUCUGAAGACGAUGCCUAUGGACAAGAUUCCGAAGAAGCAUCUUGCCAAGACCAGCUAAUUGCUGGAGUAGAACCUGAACGUCGAAUUGCUUUGUCUGCUGUGUUAUAAAGAGUAAUGUACCGCAUGUACUAAUUUGCGCAACAGACAUAACAUGGUGAAAUUCCACCAGUUAGCGUACGUUUUGUUUUUGCAACAUGUAAUGUAGGACGAGUAAUGCAAACAAGCACGCCCGUCUGUUUGCCUAUGGUUGUAUUAUUCCUCAAUGUGCUUUUGGAGAUCUAUGAAAUGGAAAGACUUAUUUCUUGAUCA